AUGGGACAAUCUAGAAGGAAACAACCCCUUUCUGCUUUUGAAGGAGAAUUACAAGCCUUAUUUAUGGCUAUGCAACACUGCUGGAGUAAAGGAUACACGAGGACUAUAUUUGAAGGAGGUUAUCAGAAAGUUAUGGAUGUUAUUGCUGGAAAGAAGUCAAAUUUUAAUGGGUGUAAAGAGAAUCGAACACAGCAGCGGAUAUCUUAUCAAAAUCUCGUAUUCCAAAAGGAAACAGUUUUCAUUUUCAUAAUAAGUUACCUUUAUGCAUUCAUGAUGUAUAUCAUCACGACAACGUAUUCUUGUCUACUGGAUGAUGCAAAAGCAUUAGGAGCGUCAAGAGUGGUAUUAGGUUGUGUUGAUGAUAAAUGCACUUCCAGAUUGUGUGCAACAGUUCUCCCUCAUUUCGAUUUCUUUGUGGUGAAAGAGUAUGCUAAUGAACACACUUGUGAUAUAGUGCAUAGAAUCGCCAACCAUAGGAUGACACAUGGUGUACAAAUCAAGUACAAGAAGGCUAUUAAGACUAUAAGACUUACCUUUACCACCUGGUUGCACGAGCGAAGAGAAAAGGUUGCUAGGCUUGAGAAUAGUGGAAGGCCUCCCAAGAACAAGAAGAGUGCUGCUGGAGAAUUUGGGAUGCCUAUAGCUCAAAGUCUCAAAGACACAAGUGCAGAAGAUGUGGCACAAGAAAACAUAACAAGAGCAUAUGCAGGAAUAAAAUAUGUUAAACUUGGAUUCUGGUAG
Thlaspi arvense is the source of this 741-nucleotide messenger RNA. The record is from the annotation of a GenBank genome assembly. NCBI's taxonomy places the organism in Eukaryota, Viridiplantae, Streptophyta, Magnoliopsida, Brassicales, Brassicaceae.